AUGGAAACUGAAAAGUCAAACCCAAGUCUGGAAAAAGUGUGUAAUUCUGCAGCUGCCGAUAUUUCUAAACAAGAGAUUGUAAAAUCUUCUGAAAACUCUGAUUAUUCUAGUGCUGUAGUUGAUGAACCGGCAUUGUCUGAAGCUCCUUUGCCAGUUACAGAAAAUGUGCCACAAUCUGAUCAUCCUGCUGUCCAGCCACAUUCCCCAAAAAAUGGUGCUGAGAUAGAGAUGCAUCCAAGUAUCAUUGAUGAGUUGGGGUCUAACGAAAAACAAACUGGCAAGGAGAAUCAAAAAAUCAGGAGGAGGAGAUCUCUUCCCCCACAGCAUGAGUUUCCUGAGAAUGUCUCGCAGAACACCCCAAGCAUGCCAAGUUAUAUGCAAGCAACUGAGUCUGCAAAAGCGAAACUUAGAGCACAAGGAGCUUCAAAGCUUAGUGAAGAUGGGUCUGAAAGUGGUUCUGUCCGCCGUCAUUCUCUACCAGCCUCAGCUAAUGGAAAAUUGAAUUCAUUGUCACCUCGGGUGCAGAGGCCAGUGCAAGGUGAUGAUAAGGGUGGAAGCAAAAAUAACAAAUCCUUGAUGUCCUCUAAAGAUGACAAGGGGCUUCAGCCCGGAUGA
This is a messenger RNA of Fraxinus pennsylvanica, 615 nucleotides long. Lineage: Eukaryota; Viridiplantae; Streptophyta; Magnoliopsida; Lamiales; Oleaceae. The record is from the annotation of a GenBank genome assembly.